This is a messenger RNA of Alternaria arborescens, 114 nucleotides long. RefSeq lists its product as hypothetical. NCBI's taxonomy places the organism in Eukaryota, Fungi, Ascomycota, Dothideomycetes, Pleosporales, Pleosporaceae. The transcript has a single exon. The coding region runs from base 1 to 114 and encodes 37 amino acids. The record is from RefSeq and is a predicted model, not a curated record.
AUGUUCGUCCCAAUCGCUGCGACACAUGCCGCACGUGAGUCGAUUGCAGUCGGUAACGCAUUGCGCACGCCAAUCAUCAAAGCAUUUCUUGUGCACACUCCGACCGCAACUUGA